Molecule: messenger RNA, 2474 nt
Organism: Microplitis mediator
Lineage: Eukaryota; Metazoa; Arthropoda; Insecta; Hymenoptera; Braconidae
Product: tetratricopeptide repeat protein 27
Exons: 5
Coding region: 99-2474 (791 amino acids)
Molecular function (GO): protein binding
Source: RefSeq, a predicted model, not a curated record
AAUAAGUUUUUUUUUACUCCAUAAAAAAGCUAUAACCUAAUUUUUAUAUCACGCAUUCCAUACGUUUUACAAAAAUAUUUUAUGUUAAAAAAAAGUAAAUGAAUAAAAUGGAUUUAAAAACUCUGUACUCUCCAGAAUUUAUUUUUUUAAACUCUUCAAUAGACAAAGCCGACGUUUCAGACUACAGUAAUUUAUUAAUUAAUUUGUGUAAUCAACUCGAUUUAAAAAAUCGAUUGGAAGAUGACAAUCUGCGUACAACAGUAGAUAAAAUAAUAAAUAAUGAUCCAAAUAAUUAUACUGAUUGGUUACGUCUAGGUAUUGUUGCUCUGCAUUUAUUUAUUCAACACAAUUGGACUGGGCCAGCAAUAAGUUUUGAUGAAAAUAUUGACUGGUUAGUUAACAAUAAAAAUGAGGAAGCAUAUCGAGAACUUACACUCGGUGAUCAAUGUAACGAUAAUGCCGAGUAUUUAGAGCUCUUAUAUUUAUCAAAAAUAAUAUUUACGAGUCAAAAACUCCAGCAAAUUUUACCAACAUCACUGUGGUGGGCAAUACGGUCAAACUACGUCCAUCAAAUGAUUUUAGAUGAGGAAUCAGAUGUUCUACUCAAUGAAACAGAAUUACUUAUUGAUAAAAUGAGCAAGCUUGAUGAUUGGAAUAACGAUGAAUAUAAAAGUUUUGAAACUUUAUUUUAUAUUGAAGCAUUACAAUUUACAUUAUUAUACAGGAGAAUUAAUGACUCGGAAAAGUAUUUGAAGCAAGCGCAAACUAUUGCCAAGUUAACUUUAGAACUCGGUGGAGCACAAGGAAAACGUACAAAGUAUCAGCAAGAAGAAAAACCACAACUUUUUCUAGACAUUAAAAGGGAAAAAGAAAUAUUCCCUUUUGAAGUAUGUCCUGAUUUACCUCAUUCCGUUCAUGUAAUGGAUGAUUUGAGACUAGACUCAGUUAAAUUUUCAGAAGAAAUAAAACCAGUUGAACUGGGAUCUGUUGAAGAAGCUGUUGUUUUAGCUAAAUGUAAUCACCUUCAAAUUAGUCUACCGACAGAUGACUUUGCGAUGGAAGAAACGAUGCCGUAUUUAAAUACAAUAAUUGGCGGUACUAAAAAUUGGGCAUUGAAAAUGGAAGCAUUACGACAACGCAGUAUAUUCGAGAUGAAAGAUAAGCGAGGAAUAGAGCGAGCUUUAUCCCAGUCUGAAAGCCUCGUGGGACAAUACAGCCAAUCAAAACCAAGUGUCUUUCAUAGAACAAAUCUUCUUUUUGCAAGUGGUAUGAAGCCCAUCUGGAUAUUCAAACAAAACUUGGCAGACGCUAUGUUAAAUUUAGGACUGGUAAAAGGCGCUCUGGAUCUUUAUCUAAAUCUAAAACUGUGGGAGGAAGUUAUUGUUUGUUACACAAUACUAGAUCUACGUCACAAGGCUGCAGAAGUUAUUCGACAAGAAUUGUCAAAGAAACCAACGGUAAAAUUAUGGUGUCUUCUUGGUGAUGCUGAACAGGAUACUAGUCACUAUGAAACCGCUUGGGAAUUGUCUAAUAGAAGUAGCAGUCGUGCACAGAAACAUUGGGGAUUUUAUUACUUCGAGAGAAAAAGAUAUUCCGAAGCGAUACCACAUUUAGAAUUGUCUGUUAAAUUGAAUAAUAUACAAGAAAAUGUAUGGAUUCGUUUGGGUUUCGCUGCAUUGCAAAGUGAAAAUUGGGAGCUUGCAGCUCAUGCAUAUCGACGUUACUGCGAACUUGAACAAAAAAAUUUCGAAGCUUGGAAUAAUUUAGCUAAAGUUUAUAUCAAAUUAGGAAAUAAACCACGUGCUUGGCAUUCUCUUAAAAAUGCUGUUAAAUGUGAUUUCAAUAUAUGGCAAGUUUGGGAUAAUUUGAUGGUCGUUAGUAUUGAUUUAGGAUAUUUUUCAGAUGUUAUUGAAUGUUAUCACCGUAUUUUAGAUUUUAAAAAGUCUCCACAUAUUGAUCAUCAAGUAUUAAGAAUAUUAACCAAUGCUAUUUGCAAUAAUAUCAAUGAUAAUGAAGGACAGCCAGCUAAAAAUAAUUACGACAAAGCUCUGGCGCUCUUUGGACGUAUAAAUGCGUCAGUACCAAACGAUCCUGAAUUACUGCAACUUUACGCAGAACUGACUGUUAUUCAAGACACAGACACGGCUAUUAAAAAAGCCUCUGAAUAUUUACAGAGAGCUUAUCGUUCAUUUGUCGUCGAUUCACGGUGGCACCAAAACAUUUCAACUACUAAAAAUGUUUUACAAUUGUGUUCAAAUCUUGCAGAUACUUAUUUACGUUGCUGCGAAAAUACUGAUGAUAUUAAAAAAAAAUCAAUGCUAGGAAGUGCUAAAUUAUCUCUGCAGUCUGUUAUAACGAAAGUAAAACAAGAAAAUUUAACAGAUUACCAAGACAUCAUGCAAGCUAUUGGAGAACUUGAAAGUAAAUGGGAAAUUAUAAACAAUGAGUUGAUGAAAAUUAAUAGCAGUGGAUAA